Molecule: messenger RNA, 1266 nt
Organism: Penicillium pulvis
Lineage: Eukaryota; Fungi; Ascomycota; Eurotiomycetes; Eurotiales; Aspergillaceae
Exons: 3
Coding region: 1-1266 (421 amino acids)
Molecular function (GO): hydrolase activity
Source: RefSeq, a predicted model, not a curated record
AUGAGUGUUAAAUCAGUUCUUUUAGGAGGCCUGGAGGCCGACAAAGAUAGUCAGGUUCAACUACUUCAGGCAUUUGUCCGAGCUGCAUCCCCAAAUCCACCCGGGAAUACUACGGCAGCUGCCAAAGUCCUCACUCAGUACUUAUCUAAUUUAGGCGUACCUUACAAAAUCCUCGAGCCACAGCAGGGACAGCCUAAUGUUGUCAGCGAGUUUCAAGGCGGGAAAGGUCCGGGCCCUCGCGUUGUUUUGAAUGGUCAUAUUGAUGUCUUCCCCGUGGCAGAUGACACAAGCGGCUGGAUUCAUGAUCCUUGGUCUGGUGAUGUUGAGGACGGACGUAUUCAUGGGAGAGGGGUUGUUGAUAUGAAGUCUGGCACAGCAUCAUUGGUGAUUGCUUAUGCCUGUCUAUUCACUCAAAGAGAGUUCCUUCGCGGAAGUGUUGCUCUUUGUGCAGUGUCUGACGAAGAGACCGGCGGCCGUUGGGGCACGGGGUUCCUCAUCAAAGAAGACCGAGGGCGCUGGGGUGGAGAUGUCAUGUUGAGUGCAGAACCAUCUGGUCAAACCAUUCGAUUUACUGAAAAAGGCACGUUGAGGCUUUCUGGAUCUGUAGCUACCAAAGGAGCACUUGGGGCGUACUUGAACCUGAGCAAGGGUGCUGUACGAACUGCUACUGUCUUUCUCGCCGAUGUCGUGAAGGCGGUUGAAUCUAUCACUCCGAACCCACCGCCUGAGAUUGGUUCGCAUCUGAAGGAUCCGGACACCCUGAAAGCUGUGGAUGAGGCAAUGGGCCCGGGUACAUCUGCCAUCAUUGCUCUACCAACUGUAAAUAUUGGAACCAUUUCAGGUGGUGUCAAAGUCAACAUGAUACCCGAAAGCUGCAAUUUUGAGCUUGAUAUACGAUUGCCAGUAGGACUGGUGGCGGAUGAAGUGAUGGCUGUCAUCGAAGCUGUGGUUCCUCGAUACCCCGAUGCUACGAUAGAGCUCAAGCGACAAGAAGCUGCUAGCAAUCCGAGUAGCUUUUCAUCCAUCGACCAUCCUAUCAUUGGACAUCUUAAAGAGAACGCCAAUACUGUCGGCGGGUUUCAUCCGAGGCUAAUUCCCUCUAUGGGUGCUACAGAUUGCAAGCAUUACCGGUAUAUUGGCAUACCCGCUUAUGUUUAUGGCUGUAGCCCACACAGUAUGGCAGCGAUGAAUGAGUCCGCCUCGGUGGAUGAAUUCCUUCAUGUCACCAAGGUCCAUGCUCUAGCUAUAUGGGAUUUGCUGCAUUAG